GCUGGUCCUCUCUCGAUUCGAGUUUGAAGAAGUGUCAAGUGGAGAAAAUGCCUUAGAGGUCGGAGAGGAUGAGGAAGAAGUGUGGUUGUUCUGGAGAGACAGCAACAAGGAAAUCCGCAGUAAGAGCAUCAGGGAGCUGGCUCAGGAUGCGAAGGAGGGGCAGAAGGAAGAUCGGGACGUGCUCAGCUACUACAGAUACCAGCUGAACCUCUUUGCUAGAAUGUGCCUUGAUCGACAGUACUUAGCCAUAAAUGAAAUAUCUGGCCAGCUGGAUGUGGACCUCAUUCUCCGUUGCAUGUCCGACGAAAACUUGCCGUACGAUCUGAGAGCGUCUUUCUGCCGCCUGAUGCUUCACAUGCACGUCGAUCGUGACCCCCAAGAACAAGUGACACCCGUGAAAUAUGCUCGUCUCUGGUCUGAAAUACCUUCUGAAAUUGCUAUCGAUGACUAUGAUAGCAGUGGAACUUCCAAAGAUGAAAUUAAGGAGAGAUUUGCACAAACAAUGGAAUUUGUAGAGGAAUAUUUGAGAGAUGUGGUGUGUCAGAGGUUCCCUUUCUCCGAUAAAGAGAAAAAUAAGCUCACUUUUGAGGUUGUUAACUUAGCCAGAAACCUGAUCUAUUUUGGUUUCUACAACUUCUGUGACCUCCUCAGACUAACCAAAAUCCUCCUUGCUAUAUUAGACUGUGUGCACAUCACUACCAUCUUCCCUAUUACCAAGAUGGCAAAAGGCGAGGAAAGCAAAGGAAGCAAUGUGAUGAGGUCAAUCCAUGGAGUGGGCGAGCUCAUGACCCAGGUGGUGCUCAGAGGAGGUGGGUUCUUGCCCAUGACUCCUCUUGCUGCUGCUCCGGAGGGUAACGUGAAGCAGAGCGAACCAGAGAAAGAGGACAUCCUGGUGAUGGACACGAAGCUGAAGAUCAUUGAAAUACUUCAGUUCAUUCUGAAUGUGAGGUUGGACUACAGAAUCUCCUGCCUACUUUGUAUAUUUAAACAUGAAUUUGACGAAAGCAAUGCCCAGAUGUCUGAAUCGCCCACUGGAAGCAGUAAUCAAGAAAUGCCAGCUAACGUACCAGGAGCCCUAGAUUUUGAGCAUAUUGAAGAACAAGCUGAGGGAAUCUUCGGUGGAAGGAAAGAGAACACGCCGCUGGAUUUGGAUGACCACGGCGGCAGAACGUUUCUCAGAGUUUUGUUGCAUUUAACAAUGCAUGAUUAUCCUCCUCUGGUGUCCGGAGCCCUUCAGCUGCUCUUCCGGCACUUCAGUCAGAGACAAGAAGUCCUUCAAGCUUUUAAGCAGGUUCAACUGCUUGUUACCAGCCAAGAUGUUGACAACUACAAGCAGAUAAAACAGGAUUUGGACCAGCUGAGGUCUAUUGUGGAAAAAUCGGAGCUGUGGGUGUACAAAGGCCAAGGUCCUGAUGAGGCUAUGGAUGGAGUGCAAGGUGAAAACGAACACAAGAAGAAAGAGGAAGGUCACAGCAAGUCCCAAAAGCCUGAAAGCACUAGCAGCUACAACUACCGUGUAGUCAAAGAGAUCCUGCUGCGACUCAGCAAGCUCUGCGUUCAGGAGAGCGCCUCGGUCAGGAAAAACCGAAAGCAGCAGCAGCGACUUCUGAGGAACAUGGGAGCCCACGCGGUUGUGCUGGAGCUGCUGCAGAUCCCCUAUGAAAAGGCUGAAGACACGAGGAUGCAGGAGAUAAUGAAGCUCGCGCAUGAGUUUUUACAGAACUUUUGUGCUGGGAACCAACAGAACCAGGCACUGCUGCACAAGCACAUAAACCUGUUCCUUAACCCAGGGAUUCUGGAAGCGGUGACGAUGCAGCACAUUUUCAUGAACAACUUCCAGCUUUGCAGCGAGAUUAAUGAACGUGUCGUUCAACACUUUGUCCACUGUAUCGAGACGCACGGCAGGAAUGUUCAGUACAUAAAGUUCCUGCAGACAAUUGUCAAGGCGGAAGGAAAAUUCAUUAAGAAAUGCCAAGAUAUGGUAAUGGCUGAGCUGGUGAACGCAGGAGAGGACGUCCUCGUGUUUUACAAUGACAGAGCCUCCUUCCAGACUUUGGUGCAAAUGAUGAGAUCGGAGAGGGAUCGGAUGGACGAGAACAGCCCGCUGAUGUACCACAUCCACUUGGUGGAACUGCUGGCUGUGUGCACAGAAGGCAAAAAUGUCUACACAGAAAUCAAAUGCAACUCCCUCCUUCCUCUGGAUGACAUUGUUAGGGUAGUAACCCACGAGGAUUGCAUCCCCGAGGUCAAAAUUGCCUACAUCAACUUCUUGAAUCAUUGUUAUGUGGACACAGAAGUAGAAAUGAAGGAGAUUUACACCAGUAAUCAUAUGUGGAAGCUAUUUGAGAACUUCCUGGUUGACAUCUGUCGGGCUUGUAACAACACCAGCGACAGAAAGCACGCCGACUCCAUAUUGGAGAAGUACGUUACCGAAAUAGUGAUGAGUAUAGUCACCACGUUCUUCAGUUCCCCAUUCUCUGAUCAGAGCACUACUCUGCAGGCAUUAAUCUUGACCAGAAUAAAUGAGACUCGCCAGCCUGUGUUCGUGCAGUUGCUGCAAGGCGUGUUCCGGGUGUACCACUGCAACUGGCUAAUGCCGAGCCAAAAGGCAUCGGUGGAAAGCUGCAUUCGGGUCCUCUCAGAUGUAGCAAAAAGCCGAGCAAUUGCAAUUCCCGUGGACUUGGACAGCCAGGUCAACAAUCUCUUCCUGAAAUCUCAUAACAUCGUUCAGAAGACCGCGAUGAACUGGCGAAUGACUGCGAGGAAUGCUGCCCGCAGAGACUCGGUGCUCGCUGCCUCCAGGGAUUAUCGAAACAUAAUUGAAAGAUUACAGGACAUCGUAUCGGCUUUAGAGGAUCGCCUACGCCCUCUUGUCCAGGCUGAGCUGUCGGUGCUGGUCGAUGUGCUUCACCGGCCGGAGCUGCUCUUCCCGGAGAACACCGAUGCGAGGAGGAAAUGUGAAAGCGGGGGAUUCAUUUGCAAGUUAAUAAAGCAUACUAAACAGCUGCUGGAGGAGAAUGAGGAGAAACUAUGUAUUAAAGUAUUGCAGACGCUCAGGGAAAUGAUGACCAAAGAUAGAGGCUAUGGAGAAAAG
Molecule: messenger RNA, 3094 nt
Organism: Apaloderma vittatum (bar-tailed trogon)
Lineage: Eukaryota; Metazoa; Chordata; Aves; Trogoniformes; Trogonidae
Product: inositol 1,4,5-trisphosphate receptor type 1
Exons: 21
Biological process (GO): calcium ion transmembrane transport
Cellular component (GO): membrane; endoplasmic reticulum
Molecular function (GO): inositol 1,4,5-trisphosphate-gated calcium channel activity; inositol 1,4,5 trisphosphate binding
Source: RefSeq, a predicted model, not a curated record